GAUGUGCGACGACGAGAGAUAGUUCUUCAAAGGCAGAUAAACGAUGUCAACAAGUUUAAAACAGGCUUUAAAAUCUCACUUUGGCUUCGACGGCUUCAGGUCUAAACUUCAGGAAGAUGUUGUUAAGGCUGUCAUUCGUGGUAACAGGGACGUGUUUGUAUGCAUGCCCACCGGAGCAGGGAAGUCUCUGUGCUAUCAGCUGCCUGCAGUGCUGGCUGAGGGCAUUACUCUGGUUAUAUCCCCUUUAAUCGCUCUGAUUCAGGACCAAGUGGAUCGCCUGAAGGAGCUCAACAUCCCAGCCUGUUCCAUCAACUCCAAGCUUGCUGCAGCCGAGCGCCGUCUGAUCCUGGCUGAUCUGGGGAGCAGCCGGCCGAAGCUGAAGCUCCUAUACAUCACUCCAGAGAUGGUGGCCUCAACCUCGUUCAAGCCCUGCCUGACGGGUUUGUGCUCCCGCGGCCUGCUGUCCUACCUGGCUGUGGAUGAGGCUCACUGUGUUUCCCAGUGGGGCCAUGAUUUCCGACCAGACUAUCUCAAACUGGGUGAGCUGCGGGCUAGCAUACCAGGAGUACCCUGUUUGGCUUUGACAGCGACGGCUCCCAAAAACGUCCAAGAAGACAUUAUGAAAUCACUGAAGCUGCGCUCGCCCAUGUCCUUUGUCACGCCGGUCUUCCGUAGCAACCUUCAUUACGAUGUGAUCUUCAGAGAUCUGCUGCCAAACCCUUAUGUUCACCUUCAGGCCUUUAUUAAAAAAGCUCUGGAUCUGAGCAGCGGAUCUGCUGGACAGGGCUGCGGGAUUGUUUACUGUCGAACCAGAGAAGGCUGUGAAACUGUUGCUUACCAGCUGACCAAGCUUGGAGUCUUAGCUAAGCCUUAUCAUGCAGGUCUAAAGGGAGCCGAUCGCACAGAGGUGCAGAAUGAGUGGAUGCAGGGGAAGGUGCUGGUUAUCGUUGCAACAAUCAGCUUUGGCAUGGGUGUGGACAAAGCUAAUGUCAGAUUUGUUGCACACUGGAACCUUGCAAAGUCUUUGGCCGGAUACUACCAAGAGUCUGGACGAGCAGGUAGAGACGGUCUGCUCUCUCUGUGUCGCACCUACUAUAGCCGUAAGGAUAAAGAGCAGCUAAGCUUCCUGAUUCGCCAGGAAAUCACCCGCAGGCAGGAGAAACGAGGCACUUCAAAGGAGUCUGACAAAGCAGCCCUUUCUGACCUGGAAGCCAUGGCUCUGUUUUGUGAGCAAGAAGGGUGCCGCCAUGCCAUCAUCUCCAAGUAUUUCGACGACAAGAAGCCAAACUGCGCGGGUGCCUGCGACUACUGCAGGAAUCCCAAAGCUGUGCGGGCACAGCUGGAGCGAGCGGCAACCCUCAGCACCAAGACCGAAGACGGCCAGAGCGGCGGGCCCAAAGGACCCUUCGGCUACCAGCCGGAGCAAUAUGAAGGAGGGAAGAAGGGCUAUGGCUUUGAAAGGUAUGAUGAAGGAGAGGAAGGAAGUGCUGAAGAGGAGGCCAAGAAGAGGAAAAAAGAGUUUUCUGACUUCUACAAAAAACAGAUGAAUCUACGGAAGGGAUCCAACAGCCAGAGAGAGGACUUUGUUCCCCCAGACGCUGACUGUCCGCUUAGAGAGGCCAGCAGCCAGAGGAUCCCCCGGCUCACUGUGAAGAUCAGAGAGCUUUGCCUGUACCGUCUGCGUGAUGCUCUGUGCAGCCACCAGGGGGCACAAGAUACAUUAAGCUGUCUGAGUUCAGCGGUGGAUAUAGAAUAUGAAGCGUUCAAAAGCAGCAAAUCCUCCAACUUGUACAAAGCUGCUAUCUUUAAGAAGGAGUCGGAGAUCAAAUCAGCAGCUGGGACAGAUGAAGGCAGCAGCAGCAGCGAUUCAAGAGAAGCUGAGACAAAACUCAAAGCAGAAGGAAGUUCAUCUUCUUUAUACCCAGAGGAUCUGCAGGGCUUCACCUCUGCUUCUCAGAUCUACUCAAUGAAGCGGAAAAGAGUGGGUGCAGGUGUAAGGGGCUCCUCUAGCUGCUUCCAGUCUGCCAGGAAUCUCCUGGAUCCCUCCACCAAAGAGAUGGAAAAUGGCAGCUUUUUCAGUGACUCUGCCGAGGAGUCGAACUUCAAAAAGAUCAGAGUGACUGAUACACAGAAGGAGACCCCGCCGGCCCAGACGUCAUCCAUCAGAGCCAGGGCCACCGCCAUCAGCGCUUCCCUAAACAGUCCCAGCAAAGGAGGCAGAGCCAUGAGCAGGAAGCAACAGAAGCUGGCAGAAGCGGCAAAGAGUUCUCGAAACAUCUCCCAGUACUUUGUGAAAAAAAGCCUUGCAGAGGAGGAGAGCCGUGAAGAGGCGGAGCCUCUCCUGGAAGCAGGUGGUUUGUUAUCAGAGACUCUGGGAGAGAUUUAUGAGGAGAGCAUCAGGCAGGAGCUGCAAUGUCUGGCUGCAGGGGAAGAAACAGAGACCCAUCCUGAACUUUUAGAGGCUGAUGAUCUGAUCCUGAUUGAACCAAAAACUGAAGUCAUCGUUUUAUCUGACGAUGAAGACGAAGAAGUGGAAAAAAUGGAAACGUCGACGCCGGUUGAAGAUACUUCUCAAGAAGAUAUGACCACUACCACAACGUAUUCUAACAUCAGUAAACAUUUCUAUCAAACUUUACAGGAAUAGUCUUUUUUGUGGAUGCUUAACUACUUUUUUACCUCUUAUGCAGACCAAACAACCCUGAAAAAGCAGAAAAAGCAAAUAACCGACCUUUUGUUCAAGAGUUGGCAGACGAGGUGAAAGCAGAGCAGAAGGAGUCUUCUUCUGAAGCGAAGCGCAGCCGGACGUUAGGAGUAACCAAGAGAAGAGUGACGUUUAACCCGGAGGUGCAGAAGAGGUUGCUCCCGCCGCCCAGCAAGCCCACUGAGGCGGUGACGCUGAAGGAAGCGGCUGAUAUCGUGGUGCGUUAUCUAGACCCCUAUUACCAUCAGGGGAAGUUUGCCAACAAGGCUGUGUUUAAGUCUUUUGCACGGUGCUUGUCUCACCUUCUUACAGAGGGUAAAAGUUGUGGUAAAAGCCAAGUUAAAGGUGAAGCUAAAGAUCUCAUCAAGAGGUUUUUCACCAGCGUAAAGCACUGCGAGAGCGAGGCCGACUGGGAGCACCUUAAGAGUCUGUACAGCUCCAAAGCCACGGAGAGCAGGGAGUGAUGGGACAUGUAGUCUUUUCCUGUCAAAGCCUUAUUCGUCUGUGCCUGCCAGUUCUUCUAGUUAAUAUGAAUUUUAUUUAAUAAGUUUUGAAAGAAGGGCUUUAGUGGUUUUUUAUGUGAUGUCAGUAUAGAGCAAUAAGCAAUUCUUGGUGUUAGAAAAGAGGUAGGACUGUAGGCAUUUAUAGUGAAAAAGUGCUCUUACCGUAAUAGCUUAAUAGCUGAACCGAGGUUCAAAUCUGUGGAGAAAUUAGGUCAAGUUAGCUUGAAAAAUAAGACCAAAGAUCUUAAACUUGAACUACAGUCCACAGGUUUUCCUUUCUGGUUGCCAUCCUGACUCUUCAUAGCAAAA
This is a messenger RNA of Cyprinodon tularosa, 3513 nucleotides long. RefSeq names its product RecQ helicase-like 5 (gene recql5). The record is from RefSeq and is a predicted model, not a curated record. Gene Ontology annotation, biological process: double-strand break repair via homologous recombination. Gene Ontology annotation, cellular component: chromosome; cytoplasm. Lineage: Eukaryota; Metazoa; Chordata; Actinopteri; Cyprinodontiformes; Cyprinodontidae. The coding region runs from base 44 to 2644 and encodes 866 amino acids. Gene Ontology annotation, molecular function: ATP binding; 3'-5' DNA helicase activity; four-way junction helicase activity. The transcript is spliced from 18 exons.